Molecule: messenger RNA, 2862 nt
Organism: Engraulis encrasicolus (European anchovy)
Lineage: Eukaryota; Metazoa; Chordata; Actinopteri; Clupeiformes; Engraulidae
Gene: prkar2ab
Product: protein kinase, cAMP-dependent, regulatory, type II, alpha, B
Exons: 16
Biological process (GO): negative regulation of cAMP-dependent protein kinase activity
Cellular component (GO): cAMP-dependent protein kinase complex
Molecular function (GO): cAMP binding; cAMP-dependent protein kinase inhibitor activity; protein kinase A catalytic subunit binding
Source: RefSeq, a predicted model, not a curated record
UCCGGGGAGGAGGUAUUUGGGUGAAAGGUCUAGUGGUCAUUGGUACUUUGACAGGACUACGGUUCUGUUACUUCUUUGAAGAGGAACAGAAUUUGAACAGCAUUUGUUCGAAGAUCAGCCAGACCUAUAUACUCCGGGUUUGUGAUAGUUGAUGGUGUAAUAGGUAGCAAGUUCGUUAGCAAAGAAACAACGUUACUAACGUUAGCUGUCAUCACUUUCAAAUCGAAUUCGUAGUUGGUUGCUAGCGGAGCGAAAAGAUGUCCAAGCAACCGCAACCUAUCAGCCCAGGGAAGAAUUUCUUCGCUGGGGGUUUUGGAGGUGUUUGUCUAGUGUUUGCUGGUCAUCCACUCGACACAAUUAAGGUGCGCAUUCAAACACAGCCCAAGCCAGCACCAGGACAGUCCGCUCUCUACUCAGGGACCUUCGACUGCUUCAAACAGACGCUCGCCAAAGAAGGUCUGAAGGGGCUAUAUAAGGGGAUGGCCGCCCCCAUCAUUGGGGUAACGCCCAUGUUUGCUGUGUGUUUCUUUGGCUUCGGCUUAGGCAAGAAACUACAACAGAAAAGCCCAGACGACAUUCUCACGUAUCCUCAGCUAUUUGCUGCAGGUAUGCUGUCAGGUGUGUUCACCACGGCCAUCAUGGCUCCAGGGGAGCGCAUUAAGUGCCUGCUACAGGUGCAAUCAGCCUCGGGCCAGAUUAAGUACGCAGGGCCCAUGGACUGUGUGAAGCAGCUGUGGCAGGAGAGUGGCAUCCGGGGCAUCUACAAGGGCACAGCACUGACCCUCAUGAGAGAUAUUCCGGCCAGUGGGAUGUACUUCAUGACUUAUGAGUGGCUUAAAUAUGCCCUCACGCCAGAGGGCAAGAGGUGAGCAUGCUACUUGUGCGCAAUGAGUGUUGAGAUUCCAGAGGGUUUAACGGACCUUUUGAGAGGCUACACGGUGGAGGUGCUUCGAACGAAACCGCCGGACCUCGUCGAGUUUGCCAUUCAGUAUUUUAGUCGUCUAAAAGAAGAUAACAACAGUUUGCAUGUAGUUUCGCCAUCUCCUGAGCCUGUUCAAAUGGGACGCAGAGCGGUGUCUUUUAAAGAUGAUGCGCAUUCCAGCGGUAACAGCGCGGAUGAGGAGGACGACAUCUUCCCAGAAGAACUACAUUUCAAGUCACCUGCUUCAAAGCCCAAGAGAAGAGUAUCAGUGUGCGCAGAGGCGUAUAACCCAGAUGAGGAUGACGAGAGUGAGAGCGAGCCUCGUAUAGUCCACCCCAAGUCGGACCAGCAGCGCAACAGGCUCCAGGAGGCCUGCAAAGACAUCCUGCUCUUCAAGACCCUCGACCCGGAGCAGUUUUCUGAGGUGCUGGACGCCAUGUUUGAGAAGCUGGUCGAGGCAGAAGAGCACAUCAUAGACCAGGGGGAGGAUGGGGACAACUUCUACGUCAUCGACAGGGGUGUGUAUGACAUCCUAGUGCUGAAGGACGGAGUGAAUAUCUGCGUGGGGAAGUAUGACAACAAGGGCAGCUUUGGAGAGUUGGCUCUCAUGUAUAACACACCGCGGGCUGCAACCAUCAUCGCCAAACAGGAGGGGGCGCUGUGGGCUCUGGGACGCGCCACAUUCCACAAGCUGAUUGUUAAAAAUAACGCCAAAAAGAGGAGAAUGUACGAGGCCUUUGUUGAAAGCGUUCCUGUACUCAAGAGCCUUGAGUUAUCUGAGCGAAUGAAGAUUGUGGACGUGCUGGGAAUGAGGUCAUAUAAAAACGGAGAGCUGAUUAUAAAACAGGGAGAUGAGGCUGACUGUUUCUACAUUGUGGAGUCAGGUGUCGUGAAGAUCAUGAUCAAGAGCAAAACCAAGGCUGGGGCAGUAGCCAAUGAGGAGGUAGAGAUUGCCCGGUGCUCGAGGGGCCAGUACUUCGGGGAGUUGGCUCUCGUCACCAAUAAGCCUCGGGCCGCUUCAGCGUACGCCCUGGGAGAGACCAGGUGUUUGGUGAUGGACGUGCAGGCAUUUGAGCGUCUUCUUGGUCCAUGUAAGGAGAUCAUGCAGAGGAACAUCGCAUCAUACGAGGAGCAACUGGUAGCUCUCUUCGGCUCCAGUGCCGACCUCAAGCACUAGCCACCACCACCACCUCUUCCCAAUGUAAAAACAAACCCUGCUGCAAACCCUGGCCCAUGUGUUGUUCUGAAUCAGUUGACCGUAACGAGCACUCAGCACAGGUAGAUGAUCCCCACGCUCUUUGAGGUGCAGCUCGCAGCCACCCUAUUCGGCUCUAGUGCAGACCUCAUGCAUUUAUUAGUCUGCCACUAACUAAGCACCUCCUCGCUGCUUCGCCCCUUUUCGUCAGCCUUCAGCAUCUACUUCUAUUCGGCUAGAGCAGGGGUGGGGAACAGUGGUGUAGUCUACGUAGAACGCAGGUGUACGGACUAUACCCACUUCUAAAUUUCAGGGAUUUCAGUAUACCCACUUAAAAUUGAUUGAUCCAUUGUUUUGAAUAGCACAAAUAUAUACAGUAUACCCACUUCAAAAAAUGCUUAUAUACAGUAUACCCACCAUAAAAAAGUAGACUACACCACUGGUGGGGAACUUAUGUCUCGAGGGCCGUUUGUGGCCCUUGAGGCCAUUUUAUCCGGCCCCCGAUAUAAUUUCAAUGUUAUGCAUCUUCACAUGAAAUAUGACAUAUUUUGUAAAGGAAACUUAGAAAUUACAUUUACAUUACAAUUAGGUUAUGUUCAGGGGACCUAGAGAAGGUUGGGUCUGUUUUUAAGGUGACUGCCUUCAAUAUAGGCCUUAAGUGAAGGGGGAAAUUCUGGUUUGUGUUCAUAGUACGGUGCUUCUACGGGCCUUGGAGGAAUUUGAAGUGACUCCUCGAAUGAGAAAG